AUGACGCUUAAUGAGAUCGAACAAAAUGACAUCUCCAAGGACCAGCCCACGUUGGUUCGAUGGUAUAUUGAUGUCAGACGCUGGGAUGAAAAAUGUUUUAGUCUUCCUUUUCUCCAUACCCUAACUCAGUCUGAUCAGACAGCUGUCAAGAAGUACUAUCAAACUUCAGAUCAACGUCUGUCGCUAGCAUCCCAGCUGCUGAAAUAUUACUACGUUCACCAAGCCACUGGCACUCCUUGGAAUAAGGUUGAAAUUCGGCGUACUCCCAUGCCCGAAAAUCGCCCAUUCUACGACUCAAGUCUUGAUUUCAACGUCAGUCACCAGGCUGGUCUCACUCUGUUCGCAGGCACGCGUGCGGCAGCUGCCCACUCGACUUCUGGAGCCAAAGGCUUGCCUCGCGUGGGAAUUGACGUUGCCUGUGUUGAUGAACCCUCACGCCGUCGCACCAAUUGUCCCCCGAAGACACUUGCCGACCUGGCAACUUUCGUGAGUAUUUUCACUGAUGUUCUCUCUGCCCGUGAGCUUGCGACCAUCAAGAACCCUUACGCGACCCUAAAAUUGGCUCGUGAGCUUGGUUUAAGUAAAAGUGACCCAAGAAAAGACAACGAGGAAGUUCUUGCUGCCUACGGCAUUCGGCUGUUCUACUCGUUUUGGGCUCUCAAGGAGGCGUACUUGAAAAUGACCGGAGACGGCCUUCUGGCCACUUGGAUAAAGGAUUUGGAGUUCACAAACGUAAUUCCGCCCGAACCCGUUCAGAUACUCGGAUCUACUGGUCGCCCUUUCGAUACGCCCUCGGUCCGAAAUUGGGGCCGGCCGUACUCCGAUAUCAAAAUUUCCUUACGUGGCACUCCCAACUAUUCUGUGCGCGUCCAGCUCAUUGGCUUCGAGUCCGACUACAUUGUCGCCACAGCCGCGUCAGGCCCCACUAUUGGAGCUGUUUCGAGGGAGGUCGUCACGAAUGACAGCGAUCACCACCUGUCCGAGUUUAUCACAGUCCUCGAUCCUGAUAACAGACCUCAGAACGUCCGCAUUGCUCCCCUCGCGCUUCUUAAAGUCGGCGACCGGGACCCCUGGUGCGUGGACUCGAGAAUCAGCGACCCCUGGUUGCCCAUGCAGGAGGUCGAUAUUGACAUCGAUAUCCGCCCCUGUGCCGAGGGCCGCUGCAAGCACACCCUGGAGCCUACCAAAUUUCCAAGUCCCACUGCUCUUGGGAUAUAA
Molecule: messenger RNA, 1218 nt
Organism: Penicillium digitatum Pd1
Lineage: Eukaryota; Fungi; Ascomycota; Eurotiomycetes; Eurotiales; Aspergillaceae
Product: 4'-phosphopantetheinyl transferase family protein
Cellular component (GO): cytosol
Molecular function (GO): magnesium ion binding; holo-[acyl-carrier-protein] synthase activity
Source: RefSeq, a predicted model, not a curated record